AUGAAGUUCCUCGCACUCCUCCUCUCUUCCCUGCUCGCCCUCGUGGCGAUGCUGCCACUCUCCGCCCACGCUGCUCAGCGUGGCCUGGCAUGGGGCACUAACGACAACUGGGGUCCCGCCGUGGCCAAGGGCCUCAUCAAGUGGUACUGGCACUGGCAGGAUGGUCCAAACUCGCGCUUCAACGGCAUCCUCGAGUUCGUGCCUUGCUACUGGGGUCCCAAGUACAACUCGCAGUGGGCCCAGCGCAAGAACGAGAUGAACGCCAACCCUCCCAAAGCGCUCCUUGGCUUCAACGAGCCCGACAUCAGCGGCCAGUCCAACCUGGACCCGCAGACCGCUGCCAACCUGUGGAUGCAGGAGAUCCAGCCGUGGAAGAAGCGCGGCGUCCGUCUCGGAAGCCCGCAGAUCGUGUGGAACCAGGACUGGCUCGCCUCGUUCAUGAGCGCCUGCAAGAGCAAGGGUUGCACUGUUGGCCGUCGAUCGGCAUCAACAGCGCAAUCAAGCUUGAGCUUCAACAAGCCAGACACGGUUGUCGAAGAGUUAUGCUUCUUUUUGAUCGAACUUGGAUCAGAUGCUGACGCUUUGAGCUUUUGUCUAUUGACAACAGACUUUAUCGCCAUCCACUGGUACGGCUCGUGGGCGGACCUCGCUGGUCUGCAGAGGUACGUGACGUCGGUGCGCAACCGCUUCGGCCUUCCCAUCUGGAUCACCGAGUACGGCGUCACCUCUGCGUCCGGCGGAAGCCAGCAGCAGAUCAAGCAGUUCCACAUCGACGCCACCAACUGGCUCAACUCUCAGUCGUACGUGGAGCGCACCUCCAACUUCGGCAGCUUCCCCUACUCGAGCCCUCCGGACGCGUACGGCUCGCGCCUCAACGCGCUCUUCAACGGCGACGGCAGCCUGCGCGACCUCGCCUACUGGUACAUCUGGACCGGAAACUCGGCUCGCCGCAGCCUCCGCUCCGAAACCUCGACGGCGGAGGACGACUUUGAGCACACCUCGGAGGAGAUCCCCAUCCAGGACAAGCCUGCUAGCUUCAACCACUAA
Molecule: messenger RNA, 1047 nt
Organism: Moesziomyces antarcticus
Lineage: Eukaryota; Fungi; Basidiomycota; Ustilaginomycetes; Ustilaginales; Ustilaginaceae
Product: glycoside hydrolase
Exons: 2
Coding region: 1-1047 (348 amino acids)
Biological process (GO): fungal-type cell wall polysaccharide metabolic process
Cellular component (GO): fungal-type cell wall
Source: RefSeq, a predicted model, not a curated record